AGCUAUGUAUCCUGCUGUGGGUACUCAACAUCGGAGUAUGGUCGGAGAUCAGCCUUACAAGAAGAAGAGGCAUUCUUGAAAACCCUUCAACGUCCUUCAUUCACAUACGCAGUGUGCCAGCAGCCGUAGCUCGCAUCGAUUACCCUCAUCAUCCAUUUUAUAUCAUCCCUUCCGAGAACUGACAAUAUCGGAGUCGAAAAAGAGUUCUGUGACCUAACUACGCCAUGGGGAACUUUCAGACGGUCUUGUCGUCUCUUUUCUGGAUCGGCACUGCUAUCACCAUACAGUACAUGCUUACAGGACCUCUCCCGAUACUCUUCGACAUCUUAUCCAACAAGAUGCCAGAUAUUCUGUCCUCGCUUCCUCCGUCGCCGGGAUGGGCCCCCUUUUGGCGCAGAUUGUUCCACUCAGCUCCACCAGCGUUCAGUGUCUGGUUCUGCGUCCGGAUGGCUGGGCUUAGCUACAGCAUAGUCAUCGCACUGAUGGGGUACGCAUUGAUUGGGGCUGUCGAUAUAGGCAGACUAUUGUUGUGUCCAUGUACACUGCGGCUAUCUUCUAUGUUCUUUCCUUCAGACCUAGACGGUCAGACCUGACAAACACAGAUAACGAGGUAGAAGCUGGUGCAAGUGAGAAGGAGUGAUCG
This is a messenger RNA of Aspergillus japonicus CBS 114.51, 643 nucleotides long. RefSeq lists its product as uncharacterized. The transcript is spliced from 3 exons. The record is from RefSeq and is a predicted model, not a curated record. The coding region runs from base 225 to 593 and encodes 122 amino acids. Lineage: Eukaryota; Fungi; Ascomycota; Eurotiomycetes; Eurotiales; Aspergillaceae.